GCCGCAGGACGCAGGGAAGCCGACUAGCGAGCGGCGACGGCGGUGGCAGUUAGCGGCGAGGGCGACGGCUCCGAGGGCGGCUGGCUCCCGGACGAGGUCCUUGGUGUCUUCUUCCGCAUGCGCCCAUCGGGUUUCACUUAUGUAGUUCCGGCUUGCCUUGAACAGAGAUCCUCCUGCCUGCCUCAGCUGCCUGAGCGCUGGGAUUACAGGCCCAGCUCAUUGGUGGUAUCUUUGAGGAAUUGAACUCAGGACCUUGUGCUUCCCAGCCAGGUGCUGUGCCACUGAGCUAUAUCCCCAGCCCUGUAUGGGACUAUUGAAUGGUUUAGAAGUGAUCGGCCUUUGUAUCUUUCCCACAUCUGAAGAUGGUGAAGCUAGAUAUUCAUACGCUGGCCCAUCACCUCAAGCAGGAGCGCUUGUAUGUGAACUCUGAGAAGCAGCUCAUUCAGAGGCUCAAUGCAGAUGUGCUUAAGACUGCUGAAAAGUUGUAUCGAACAGCAUGGAUUGCGAAGCAACAGAGAAUUAAUUUGGAUCGGCUUAUCAUAACCAGUGCUGAAGCAUCCCCUGCUGAGUGUUGCCAGCACGCCAAGAUUUUGGAAGAUACACAGUUUGUGGAUGGAUAUAAGCAAUUGGGAUUUCAGGAGACUGCUUACGGUGAAUUCUUGAGUCGAUUAAGAGAAAAUCCUCGACUUAUCGCCUCCUCUUUGGUUGCUGGUGAGAAACUUAAUCAGGAGAACACACAAAGUGUUAUUUACACAGUUUUUACCUCCCUGUAUGGCAACUGUAUUAUGCAGGAAGAUGAAAGCUACCUCCUUCAAGUUUUACGAUACUUGAUUGAAUUUGAACUUAAAGAAAGUGACAACCCCAGGAGACUUCUGAGAAGAGGAACUUGUGCCUUCAGUAUCUUAUUUAAACUUUUUUCUGAAGGACUGUUUUCUGCCAAACUUUUCCUCACGGCUACUUUACAUGAGCCAAUAAUGCAACUGCUUGUUGAAGAUGAAGAUCACCUAGAAACAGAUCCAAACAAGCUAAUUGAGAGAUUCUCCCCAUCUCAGCAAGAAAAACUCUUCGGGGAGAAAGGCUCAGAUAGAUUCAGGCAAAAGGUUCAAGAGAUGGUAGAUUCCAAUGAGGCCAAACUGGUGGCUCUGGUGAACAAAUUUAUUGGUUAUCUCAAACAGAACACGUACUGCUUUCCACAUAGUCUGCGGUGGAUUGUGUCACAGAUGUACAAGACUCUAUCCUGUGUGGACAGACUGGACAUAGGGGAGGUCAGGGCGAUGUGCACCGAUCUCCUGCUGGCUUGCUUUAUUUGUCCUGCAGUUGUCAAUCCAGAGCAGUAUGGGAUAAUUUCUGAUGCUCCUAUUAAUGAGGUGGCACGAUUUAAUCUGAUGCAGGUUGGCCGCCUGUUGCAGCAGUUAGCAAUGACUGGCUCUGAAGAGGGAGAUCCCCGAACAAAAAGCAGCCUUGGAAAAUUUGACAAAAGCUGUGUUGCUGCAUUCCUUGAUGUUGUGAUCGGGGGCCGUGCAGUGGAGACGCCUCCCAUGUCCUCUGUUAAUCUUCUGGAAGGGUUGAGCAGAACAGUGGUUUAUAUAACCUACAGUCAGCUUCUUACUCUGGUGAAUUUUAUGAAGAGUGUGAUGUCUGGAGAUCAACUGAGAGAAGACAGAAUGGCUCUUGACAAUUUAUUGGCAAACCUACCCCAGGCUAAGCCAGGAAAAAGCAGCAGUUUAGAAAUGACUCCCUACAGUACUCCUCAGCUGUCUCCAGCAACCACCCCAGCAAACAAGAAGAAUCGAUUACCUAUUGCACCUCGGAGCAGAAGCCGCACCAAUAUGCUGAUGGACCUGCAUAUGGACCAUGAAGGAUCAUCUCAAGAAACCAUCCAGGAGGUACAACCAGAAGAGGUGUUGGUCAUUUCCUUAGGGACAAGUCCCCAGCUCACUCCAGGAAUGAUGUCAGAAAAUGAGGUCCUAAACAUGCAACUUGCGGAUGGAGGACAAGGAGAUGUCCCAGUUGAUGAAAACAAACUCCACGGUAAACCUGAUAAAACCUUGCGCUUUUCCCUCUGCAGUGAUAAUCUGGAAGGCAUAUCUGAAGGUCCUUCAAAUCGCUCCAAUUCAGUGUCUUCUCUAGACUUGGAGGGAGAGUCUGUAUCAGAACUUGGAGCGGGACCUUCUGGAAGUAAUGGAGUUGAAGCACUACAGCUGUUAGAACAUGAGCAAGCUACGACACAAGAUAAUCUUGAUGAUAAACUAAGAAAAUUUGAGAUUCGUGACAUGAUGGGACUAACAGAUGAUAGGGACAUAUCAGAAACAGUGAGUGAGACCUGGAGCACAGAUGUCUUGGGCAGUGACUUUGAUCCUAACAUCGACGAAGAUCGCUUGCAGGAAAUUGCAGGUGCAGCAGCAGAGAACAUGUUAGGCAGUUUGCUGUGCCUUCCUGGUUCAGGGUCAGUGCUCCUUGACCCUUGCACUGGUUCUACCAUAUCGGAGACAACAAGUGAAGCUUGGAGUGUAGAGGUAUUGCCAAGUGACUCAGAGGCCCCAGACCUAAAACAGGAGGAGCGCCUGCAAGAGCUGGAGAGUUGUUCUGGACUGGGCAGCACGUCUGAUGAUACAGAUGUCAGGGAGGUCAGUUCCCGCCCCAGCACACCAGGCCUCAGUGUCGUGUCGGGCAUAAGUGCCACCUCUGAGGAUAUUCCCAAUAAGAUCGAAGACUUGAGAUCUGAGUGCAGCUCUGAUUUUGGGGGUAAAGAUUCUGUCACUAGUCCAGAUAUGGAUGAAAUAACUCAUGGUGCCCAUCAGCUGACUUCCCCUCCUUCUCAGUCAGAGUCUCUGCUCGCUAUGUUUGAUCCACUGUCUUCGCAUGAAGGGGCUUCUGCAGUGGUAAGGCCAAAGGUUCACUAUUCCAGACCAUCACAUCCACCUCCAGACCCUCCAAUCCUGGAAGGAGCAGUGGGAGGAAAUGAGGCCAGGUUGCCCAACUUCGGUUCUCAUGUUUUAACUCCAGCUGAAAUGGAAGCGUUCAGGCAAAGGCAUUCUUACCCUGAGAGACUGGUUCGCAGCAGGAGCUCUGAUAUAGUGUCUUCUGUCCGGCGACCCAUGAGUGACCCCAGUUGGAACCGACGUCCAGGGACUGAAGAGCGAGAACUCCCUCCGGCUGCAGCCAUUGGUGCUACUUCUUUGGUGGCUGCACCUCACUCAUCAUCUUCAUCUCCUAGCAAAGACUCCUCAAGAGGAGAGACUGAAGAUCGUAAAGAUAGCGAUGAUGAGAAAUCAGACAGGAACAGACCUUGGUGGAGAAAACGUUUUGUUUCAGCCAUGCCUAAAGCUCCUAUACCAUUUAGAAAGAAAGAAAAACAAGAAAAAGACAAAGAUGAUCUGGGGCCUGACAGAUUCUCAACACUCACAGAUGAUCCCAGCCCUAGGGUCAGUGCACAAGCUCAGGUCGCUGAGGAUAUUCUGGACAAAUACCGGAAUGCCAUUAAAAGGACCAGCCCCAGUGAAGGAGCAAUGGCAAACUAUGAAAGUGCAGAAGUCCUGGGUGAUGGUGAAAGUGCACAUGAUUCUCCUCGUGAUGAAACGCUACAGAACAUCUCAGCUGAUGAUCUCCCAGACUCUGCGAGCCAAGCAGCCCAUCCUCAGGAUUCAGCUUUCUCUUACAGAGAUGCGAAAAAGAAACUGAGACUUGCUCUUUGCUCUGCGGAUUCUGUUGCCUUCCCAGUACUGACUCAUUCAACAAGAAAUGGAUUACCAGACCAUACAGACCCGGAAGACAAUGAAAUUGUAUGCUUCUUAAAAGUUCAAAUAGCUGAAGCAAUAAAUUUACAAGAUAAGAACUUAAUGGCUCAGCUUCAAGAAACGAUGCGCUGUGUGUGCCGAUUUGAUAAUAGGACUUGUAGGAAACUGCUGGCAUCCAUCGCUGAGGACUACAGGAAACGAGCCCCAUAUAUUGCAUAUCUCACUCGCUGUCGGCAAGGGCUCCAGACCACACAGGCUCACCUGGAAAGGCUGUUGCAAAGGGUUUUGCGUGACAAAGAGGUGGCCAACCGAUACUUCACCACUGUCUGUGUGAGGUUACUGCUUGAGAGCAAAGAGAAGAAGAUCAGGGAAUUCAUUCAAGACUUUCAGAAACUCACAGCAGCUGAUGAUAAAACUGCUCAGGUAGAAGAUUUUCUGCAGUUCCUUUAUGGUGCAAUGGCCCAGGAUGUCAUAUGGCAAAAUGCCAGUGAAGAGCAGCUUCAGGAUGCUCAGCUGGCUAUUGAACGAAGUGUGAUGAAUCGGAUUUUCAAGCUUGCUUUCUACCCUAACCAGGAUGGGGACAUACUUCGUGACCAGGUUCUUCAUGAACACAUCCAAAGAUUGUCGAAAGUAGUGACUGCAAACCACAGAGCUCUUCAGAUACCAGAGGUUUAUCUUCGAGAGGCGCCGUGGCCAUCUGCACAAUCUGAAAUCAGGACAAUAAGUGCUUAUAAAACCCCCCGGGACAAAGUGCAGUGCAUCCUGAGAAUGUGCUCCACCAUUAUGAACCUCCUGAGCCUGGCCAAUGAGGAUUCCGUCCCCGGAGCAGAUGACUUUGUCCCUGUGUUGGUGUUCGUGCUGAUAAAGGCAAACCCACCCUGUUUGCUGUCUACUGUGCAGUACAUCAGCAGCUUCUACGCCAGCUGUCUGUCCGGAGAGGAGUCCUACUGGUGGAUGCAGUUCACAGCAGCAGUGGAAUUCAUUAAGACCAUCGAUGACCGGAAGUGACCGAGACCAGGGCCCACCACGGCAGCAGACUGUUAACAGGGCAAACAGAUCUCUAAGAAAAUGAAGCAGCUGCUUCAAAGGCUGAAGAUUGUUUUUUUGUAUAAUAUUGUACAGUAUUCAAACCUUUUAAAAACAGAUCUUUACUAAGCAGAUUAAUGAGCUAACAAGCAGGUUCUCUUUUCUUUGGACUCUUUUCCUUUCUUAGUUGCAUAUUUUAUUUUCUUGUCCCCAAGUAGAGAAUAGCACUUCAAAAAGGGACCACAUUUUUCAGGUAUUUUGAAAUAUCAAAAACCAGAACAGAAUAUCUUAGAAAAUUCCUAGACUUCCAUUCAUGGAUAUCCCAUUUUCUCCUUUUUUUUAAAAAAAGAACAGUACACUUCUUUUAAGAUGCUGUCUUAUAUGCAUCUAAUGGAAGGAAAAUAUCAGCUGCACUGAGGAUCAUAGUAGUGGUGCAUUUGUGGCAUUAUCUAUAAAUACACUCACCUGAGUUGAAAAGCUAAGAAGGAAAUGUAAAUAUAAUAUAUAUUUAUAUUUGAUGUAAUAUGGGCCUCUUCAGAUUCUAAUAAACAAGGAAUAUUGCUGAUAGUAGGUUGUGACAUACCCUCUUGUGAAAUGGUUUCCUUGACAAAAUUUAAGCUGAGCUUAAAAGCAAAAUACAAAAACCGUACAGAAAUAUUUAUUAAGGUGGGAGAUAGUUUAUUGCACUGUCUAGGAGUAGAGACUUUGAUAAGUCACACAGGUGUAUCUCUCGGUGGCCGUGGUGACCCUGCACGUCAAGGUGGACUCUGACUACCAUGUGUUACACUACAAGGAACAGUCGACAUCUAGUACUUUAUCUUGGUACUUCUCAUCUGGAAUACUGAGUAUACUAUAGAAACCCCAGACAGAGCUCCUUAAAACCUUUCAUUGUUAUCUAUUUUUGAUGAUUAUUCACAUUGAAUGCAUAGACCAGGAAUUCAGUGAAUGUCAUUUUUUAAAACUAAUUUGUAUUGUUUGCUGUAGUGAUACAAGUUUUACUAGUGAUAAACUAUUUUAAUCAACCAUACUAUUCUUACGGAAAAAAAAGUCUAUUUUGGCAGGUUUCUGUGCCUUUAUUUCUCUCUUCUGAAAAACAAGUGUAUGUUUCAGUAGUUCACUUUGCAUUGCGUAUUGAUAACUAAUCAGGAAUGGGCUUUGGCGUGUGGGCAGCUGGCCCAGGAUGCACCAGAGCUCCAAGCACAAGUCCUGUCCUAGGCCACCAUCAACUGGUUUCACUUUGUAUGUUUUCUAAAUGUGUAGCUUCUUUUAUAUCAACUGCAGCCUCGUACUUUGAGUCCCUUGUUGCUGGUGGCAUUUUUUAAGGGAGCUGUGACAACCAGCCUUGAGCAGCUGCACACAGAGGCUGUCUGCUCCCCGCCCUGCGGCUUCCAUGUCUCCUCAUGCUGGAAGGAGGUGGAUUUUCUUCAUGCCUCCACCUCUUCUCAUUCCUUUAUUUUAAAAUGCCAAAAUAAUAAUUUAGAUAGGAGUAUGGGGUGUGGUUUCUGCCUGUUAGGGAGAGAUAAGAGCUAAACUAGUACUAAAAAAUGUCCCUUUGAAUGUAGGUCAAGAAAUCCUUGUACAGAGUCAUAUGUUUCAUGGGCUGUCACUGUCAGCUGGCCUCGGUAUUGGAAGUCAAAUCCUAUUGUAAAUACAUUGCCAGACAAACUGUGAUGUGACUUCUGAGACCUGGGAGGGAGUCCAUUCACUACAGCAUUUGAUUGAAAAACUGGUAAGAGAAGACCUUAAAUAGUUGGAACUCAUUGUUAUGGGACUUGAGUCAUCAAUCAGUGAGACUUUGCUUUUCAAUGGUAGCUAAUAUAUUCCAUGUUGUUACUGUGGAAAUAAAUAUGAAGAUGUGGA
Chinchilla lanigera (long-tailed chinchilla) is the source of this 6623-nucleotide messenger RNA. RefSeq names its product GTPase activating protein and VPS9 domains 1 (gene Gapvd1). The coding region runs from base 363 to 4745 and encodes 1460 amino acids. Gene Ontology annotation, molecular function: small GTPase binding; guanyl-nucleotide exchange factor activity. The record is from RefSeq and is a predicted model, not a curated record. NCBI's taxonomy places the organism in Eukaryota, Metazoa, Chordata, Mammalia, Rodentia, Chinchillidae. The transcript is spliced from 28 exons. Gene Ontology annotation, cellular component: endocytic vesicle; cytosol. Gene Ontology annotation, biological process: vesicle-mediated transport; regulation of GTPase activity.